AUGGUUUUGCUUACCACCAUCAAAAACUUUUUUACCACCAUCGGAGACUUUAUCAAAGACUUUGUAUGGCCUGGGUCUUCUGAGGCCGAGCCUGUUUCAGUCAGAGUGCCCAAGAGAUGGUUCAAGCUGAUUUUAAUGCUAGGCGUAGCUGGUUAUUUUGUCUGGAAAUGUAUUCAGCUGGCAAGCACCGAAGUAUCUGUAAACAUUUCUCGGGACAAAGUUGAUUCAAUCCCGAUGCCUAUUUUAGAAUUCUAUUCCGAAUAUAACUUUACAGUCACUUGCACCAUAGGAUAUAUGAACAAAAGCUUUAGUACGCUACCCGAUUUUGGUCCAAAUAAAAUUGACACCCUCAACAGAUAUGUGGCAAGAUUCAAUCAAAAUUUAGCUUUUGGAAUCCCGAGUGUCGAGCUUGAUGGGACGAUGAGUUCAAUUGAAUUUGAUAUUACUAUAUAUGAUCAGUUUUAUUCAGUUGAUUCAGAAGCUCGAAUACAAGUGAACAUGUUUGAUUCCGACACGGAAAAAAUUUACAAUUCACCGGGAACCCAGCCACCAGUCGUGUCUGAUUAUGUGGCCACGUUGUUCAAUGCUAAUCUAUACAAUAUAGCUAAAGGCUUUAACUCCGAUAUCGGCAUUGAGCGCUCUCUCCGUAAGGUCCUCCUUCCAAAUGCACGGAAUAUCAUUGUCAGACAGGCUACUCACGUUGGCAUAAAUCUGCUGGCGACCAGACUCGCUCCGGUUCCGCUUACGCUUGCUACUUCCGAAAUCACAACUUAUGCGACUGUCACUGUCCACCCCACGUCUUAUAUAGUUGUAACGGAAACUGAAAGUUCUAACUUGACACUGCUCGACGUAUUAAGUGCGGUAGGUGGUAUAUAUGGUCUACUAAUGACAGUCUAUGUAAUACUAUUUGGCACUGACAGAGUGGGAGCGCCUUGGGGUUUGUACCAAAGGAUACCUUCCGUCAAAAGGGAUGUCAGGAAAGAACUUACUGUGCUAGCAGAAGCCGGUCUAUUCAAAGGUUCGUUAAUCCACAAAACCGGUGCGAAUCCAGAAGCAAACAAUGAAGAAAUCCCAGAGAAAGAAGAUUUGACGCUGCUGUCAGAAACAGCUAAUAGAUCAAAUGUCUUAUCUUUAGUAGCUGCAAUGGAAAAGAGACAAAUUGCACUUGAAACCUUUUUGAAGGAUUACGUUUUAGAAGUAGAUUAUGUUUAUAAGGAAUGA
Paraglomus brasilianum is the source of this 1221-nucleotide messenger RNA. The record is from the annotation of a GenBank genome assembly. Lineage: Eukaryota; Fungi; Glomeromycota; Glomeromycetes; Paraglomerales; Paraglomeraceae.